CCUCGUCAAGUAUGCGACAACUGUCGGUUCCGCAAGGUCAAGUGCGACCGCGGCAUGCCAUGCAAGAACUGCAGCCUCGGUGAUUUGCGCUGUCAGUAUCAGCAUCAUAUUCGGCGGAGGGGGCCGAAGGAAGGCCAAGGUCGGCGACAGGCCCAACUUAGACAGGGGCUGGCUUUUGAGCAGAGUCCCUUUCGGAUUGUUUCUCCGGAAUCUCUCGGAGCUGCGACAAGUGACGAUGGACAACAGGCUGAGCAGUCACCGCUGUCGACACUAUCGCAGAGUCCCGAAGCUGUGGUGCAGCUUGAGGUGAGCGGUAAGGGAGCUUGCUUCUUGGAUGGUCCGUUAUCGAACUCUUUGACAUCAAGUCGACAGUUCUCUCUGUCGCUUGUUGCUCACAUACAGCUGUUUCUCAAACUCAUGUUUCCAAUCAUGCCCGUCAUUGAUGGAGACGAACUCCUCUCAGAUGCGACUCGACUAGACCAAUUGCCACCACCACGAUAUGCAUUGGUCCUCGCUGUUUGCGCCGCAACACGAAUGCAAUUAGGUAUUGGCAAGGCGAAAGAUGGCUACGGAAGAGGACUAGAGGAGAAUAUCCCACCGGAGCCACACCUUACUGGAGAAUCUCUACUCGCAAUCGCUGAGAAUGCGCUCCGACAAGUCAGUGUUAUCGACGAUACCAGCCUCGACUCCAUUUUGGCUUCAUUCUUUUUAUUUGCGUGCUACGAAAACCACUAUAGUAUUCGACAUGCUUGGUUCUAUCUCAACCAGAGCAUCACCCUCGCUCAAUCACUUGAUCUCACCCGCGAAGCCGGUUAUCAAGACUUAUCUCUGGCGGAUCGGGAGAAGAGGCGACGGCUAUUCUGGCUUCUAUUUGUGACAGAAAGGACAUUCGCCCUCCAACAUCGGAGAUCAGUCAUGCUACGAGGCUCCAUCACAAAACCUCAAGUGAUUAACUCGGAAUGUCCCGUAGUGAUGCACGACUUCCUCAACCACAUCCGCCUCUUUGAAUCACUGCCUUGGUCUCUCUAUGAAUGGCACCCAGAUAAUGACGAUCACCAACCAAAAGAUUUACAACUUGUACCCAGUAUUAACAACAAGCUCUGUACAGUCCAGCCGAACCAAUCGGUGAUUGAGAGUCAGCGGUUCGAUACGCUCAUCACACAGCAAUGGCUUCGAAUAUCCAUGUGGCGUCUGGCCUUUGGUAACAAACCUUCUUUAUCCUGCAAGUUUGGACUCUUGCUGCCCGUUGGUUUGCCGUUUGAUGCCGGAAAGAUCAUAUUACCGGCCCUGCGUUCCGUUGGGGUCAAGUCAAAGAACUGCCAUGGGGUUGGAAUAGAGCAAAAACUAUACGACGUGGGUAUCAGUUUGGCAGACAGCGCCCGGUUUCCCGGCUGGAGCAAUUCCUCCUUCGAAGUAGGCCCUCGAGAUUUAUUAAGCGCCGUUGUAGACGCACUCACCACAGUCCGAGGGCAGGAGUCUUAUUUCCUUCCCAAGCUGCUAAAACACUCUGAAGGACUCUUGGCA
Molecule: messenger RNA, 1524 nt
Organism: Fusarium vanettenii 77-13-4
Lineage: Eukaryota; Fungi; Ascomycota; Sordariomycetes; Hypocreales; Nectriaceae
Exons: 3
Biological process (GO): DNA-templated transcription; regulation of DNA-templated transcription
Molecular function (GO): DNA binding; DNA-binding transcription factor activity, RNA polymerase II-specific; zinc ion binding
Source: RefSeq, a predicted model, not a curated record